AGACAGGAGAUGAAAGAUACAUUCCCUGACUUAUGGACAGCCCUGCAACUGUUCAACAUUAAAAAAUGGUGACUGACCACAUGUAGAGCUGGAAAGAAUAAAAUAGUUAAUUAGUUAAUUGAUAAACAGAAAAUUGACACUGGCAACUAGUCAUUUUUCAUGCAAAAUGCUAAUUAUUCACUGGUCCCAGCUCCUCAAAUAUGAAUAUUUUUAAGCUUGUUGUUGUCAAAUGUGAUAGUAAGCUGAAUGUGUUUCUCUGAAAUUUUAAAUAAUGAAUGAUUAAUCACGUAAAUAAUCAACAUGAUCAAUUAAGGACUAAAACAACUGUUAGCUGCAGUCAGAUCAAAGAGGCAGCUGUCAAACUGCAGAAUCUAGAGGACUGCAGAGCUUUUCAUCUAUAGCCAUGAUAACAAGAUCAUCACCUCUCCAUUCACGUUUUUUCAUGCACAAUAACAUCACGUCAUUAACCAUACGUUUUAGUUUGAGGAUCAAAUACACACCAGUCUAGCAUGUAAAAACAUGAUGUGAAGAAGAUACGGAGCAUUGUGUGAAACUAGACUCUUUACACUAGAGGAGCAGUGAACUGGAUUUAGUAAAAGACGUUUGUGGGACGAGACUUAUCCAUAGAUGAACCUCAAGGUUAGAGGUGUGUAUCUAAAACUGUCAUGCAGAGCACCGCCAUGCAGCACUGCCGUCCUGUUGCUCCAAGGCCAGUGGGCCAGCCCUGAGAGGGAACACUGCUGCUCAGGCUCAUUCGGCUGGGUGGGCUGAAGUGGCUGAGGAUGCACCAAGGGAGCUGAGGAGGAGACUCUCGAGCCACAGCCUGACACACACAUCCAGAGCUGCUGCGCACUGCCCUCCAUCAGGUUUUCUUGCUUGGACGGUAGAUGAAGGGAAUUAGAGAGGCAGGCAGCAAAGAGCUCGGCAGUAGCUUACAGGUUGUGGUGCUGAAGUUGAGUGCUGCAGUGACUGGCAGGCGAGCAAGGAGUGCUGAGUGCUGCUGGCAUGCUGCUUUUCCCCUGCUGGGGGGACUCAAUAGUUGGCCUGGACCAUGAGCAAUGAGUCUACCGUCUGGAACAUCCUACCAGAAAACUCCACAGAGAUCCCGUUCGAGACCGAGGAGCAGCAAGAUGGCUAUGCACUCCUCCUGGUGAUCCUCUCCAUCUUCCUGGUAGGAACGCUGAUCUCAAUCACUGUCCUCCUCAUCGCCUGCCGUCGCUGCUGUCGAGGAGGGCAAUGCUGCGCCAGGGCCAGCGAUGACCCCGAGAAAACCAACACCACCUACGUGGAGGAGUCACAGCCUACCCAUGAAAUCACCAUCAGGGUGGAUGAGUCAGACUGCCUGUCAAUGGCCAGCUCUCACGACCAAGAGACGGAGCGCUUCCUCUCCACGGGCACCACGGGCCGCCGCGUCUCCUUCAAUGAGGCCGCGCUCUUCGAUCAUGGCAAGAAGGCCCAGGAGAAGGGCCGCAGGUACACUCUGACCGAGGGCGACUUCCACCACCUGAAGAACGCCCGGCUCACGCACCUCCACAUCCCUCCCCCAGCCCUCAAGAUAGUCACUAUCCAUGAGUGCGACUCGGCUGAGAACACCAUCACCAUGACAACGCGCCCUGUCGCUAAGUCAGCACUUUCCAUCUUCCAGCCAAUGCUGUGCCCCCUGCCACAAACAGCAUUGACCAGCCUGAGCGUCAAUCCCAGCUGUGCCCUCCCUGGAGAUGCUCUCAACUCAACUGUGGUGGACACCAGCUUCAGUGAAAACACUAUAACUCUCAGCACUAAGGAGCCCAGCUCCAGCUCUAUUGAGAUGAUGGGAGCGGGUCCCCGGGGCAGAGGCAGCAGCGUCAGUGUCGGAGAGGGGGCCGCGGCGGGGAGCGGGGCCUCUCCUGCUAGCAGCAGUGCAGGAAGCCAGGGGCCUGUGCUGCAGUUCUUCACUAAACUGCGGCGCCAUGCUAGUCUGGAAGGGGCCAGUCCCUACUUCAAGAUCAAGAAAUGGAAGCUGGACAGCAGCCAGAGAGCCUCAAGUCUGGACACCAGAGGCUCUCCAAAGAGGAGACAGUUCCAGCGCCAGCGAGCUGCCAGUGAGAGCAUGGACCAGGACGACAACGACGCGCACCACAUAGACCUCAUCCAGUACAUCGCCCGCACCCAGGACGUCCCCUACUGUCCCAGCCAGCCCACUACACGCCUCCUCUCUCCUCCGUCCACACCACCUCCCUCCCUCGGCAGGGUAGAGGUUGAGGUGUUAGUGGAGCCAAGUUGCAGCCAUAGUGGACCAGGGGUGAUUGGCCUAUCCCCUGAUCCCCAAGACGAAGCACUGUCCCUGGCAAGAAGGGAAUGUGUUGAUCCUUUGGACCCCCUAGAUCCCCAGGACCCCCAGUCACUUUACAGAGACAUCUGGUCGCUACGUGCAACACUGGAACACUACGCUGCCUCUGACCAGAGCAGCAACAAUGAUAGGAACUCCGUCUGCAGCGAUGCUGACAGUGUGUGUUCACUGGGCGGACGCACGGAGACGGAAAGAGGAGGGCUCCCUAGCUACCCAUCCCAGGAUUUAGGGGAUGAGACAGAGGCUGGAGAGGAUGAGAAAGACUUUUUGGUGUAUAUGGAUGAGAAGUUGGGGGCGAAGGAGGCAAAAAAGAGGAAACAGGAAAGCACAGAAUCAGAGCGAGGGGGCAGCGACGGAGAAACAGGGACUCGUAAAUUGCUGCAGAUGGACAGCGGCUACGCAUCGAUAGAGGCUCCAUCUCGUGGUCCAGAAGACUUGCGACUGUUUGGGAGCAGCAGCAGCAGUGGCAGCCCUAAGGACAGAACAGCCCAUGAGAAAAGGCACCACUUCACCAGUGCAGGGCGAACUGGCACUAUCGGUGAGAGCUUUGAGUCUCAUCUCUUCGAGGAGGAGCCGGAAGAUGAGCUGUUACUGGGCGCCAGUGGAGGAGUUACCAUAGAAACUGGUGCUGAUUCACUGAGCUGGUUCCCAUACGGUCAGAUGCUCACACCUCGAGAGGCUGCACAGCCCUCACCUCAACUUCCAACCCUGCACCGGAGAGACUACAGCAUAGACGAGAAGACGGACGCGCUCUUCCACGAAUUUCUCCGCCACGACCCUCAAUUUGACCAGCAGGAGUCGCCACUGAGGAAGCACCGGUCCAGAAUCCACCUUCGUAAACAGUGGCAGCGGCACAAGCAGUGGAGCGACCCUGGUGUCAGACACUUUCAGUCCUCUUUUGAGAGACAACGAACCCCGCUACGGAGGGGCGACAGUGUUAACUACCCACUGGACACAAGCUACCACAGCACGCUCCCCCGCAUUGUCAGUGCACCUGAUGAGGAGACCAGCGACAGCAGCGCUCCUGAAACUCCGAAGAUAGAGCCUACGACUAUCAAGGAUGGGGGGAAGGAGAGGGAGCAGGGUGUCACUGUCAGAGACUCUGAGGACCACGCCUCAUCUUCUACCCCACCUCUGAGUGAGCAUCCUGACCCUCAGGAGGACAGCAAACAGUCUGGACUCCCUCCCGAGCCCUUGGAUGAGCGCUCGCCCCCUCCUCAGCUGCCCGACUCGUCAGGCUAUGGCCCGCAAACCAUCACAGCAGAGCUCACAGACAAACUGACUGCUAACCUAGAUGACAGGCUGUACAUGGGCCUUCGCAGGACCAAGGACACAGCAACUGAGUGUGUGUCGGUGACGGCCACACAUGCUUCUCCGGACCACAGCCCAGUGUAGC
Molecule: messenger RNA, 3725 nt
Organism: Thunnus maccoyii (southern bluefin tuna)
Lineage: Eukaryota; Metazoa; Chordata; Actinopteri; Scombriformes; Scombridae
Gene: cbarpb
Product: CACN subunit beta associated regulatory protein b
Exons: 12
Coding region: 1052-3724 (890 amino acids)
Biological process (GO): negative regulation of voltage-gated calcium channel activity; negative regulation of calcium ion-dependent exocytosis
Cellular component (GO): plasma membrane; secretory granule
Molecular function (GO): transmembrane transporter binding
Source: RefSeq, a predicted model, not a curated record